Molecule: messenger RNA, 2858 nt
Organism: Rhineura floridana
Lineage: Eukaryota; Metazoa; Chordata; Lepidosauria; Squamata; Rhineuridae
Gene: C12H8orf58
Product: chromosome 12 C8orf58 homolog
Exons: 7
Coding region: 247-1662 (471 amino acids)
Source: RefSeq, a predicted model, not a curated record
GGUCUCCCCCACAGAUCCAUACCGCCUUGUGCUUUCUCCCCUCCCUCGGGGGAUGGGAUGGCGGGGAGGGGUCCUCGCUGGCCCUGGGAGUGUCCCAGGCGGCGUCAUGCCGAUCGCUCCCUGUAUAAAGCCCUCGAGCGACCGAGCCGGGCAUCGCUCGCCCUGCACCUUCUCUGCGUCCCUCGCGCCGUGAGGUAGAAGCGCUUGGAAGCGGCUGAUCGCACCCGAGGCGCCCCCUUCCGGGAGAUGCUCCGAAGGCGGCGAGUCUUCUUGAUGGAACCUCGGUGGCGUCGAGACAGUACCUGGAGCCCGACAGAGAGCUGUGUGGUGUUAACCUCAAUCAGCAUGUCCCAGAGGCUGCAAAAUCUUCAACCGCAGUGGCCCCUCAACCUGGAUGGCAAGAGAAGCAACCAGGAGGAUAGAUGGGGUGAGGCAGGAUCCCUCAGAGAAGCCAUUCCUCACGAGCUGGGCUUUUUGCCCACGAGUGGGAGGCUCCUCAAAUCCGAAUCGGAGGACUCUGGCGUUGAAAUGGCCAGCAAUGAUCACUCUCCCUCCACCCCAGUGGGUUCAGAGAAAAACUUCUCCUUGGACUGUCUUGAUGGCUUCCAGCCUUCAGUAGAAGACUCUCCUCCUCCUCCUCCUCUCCUCCAGAGCUGCCCCAAAGGCAAAGAGCCAGAGGACCUCAGUUUCAUCCAGGAUCGUGCCUACUGCCAGAAUCUCUCAGUCAGUAAGAAGUUGGCUCAGGUGGUCCAGCGGUCUCAGAAGCUCUGUUUGCCUGGCCAAGCCUCCAGGCAGCUGCAUCAGAGGCCCCAGAGCCUGGUGGACUUGGAGGGGCUGAUGUCCUAUCGCUUACACCGGCUGGCGAGUAUGGACAGGAAUGUGGAUGCUGCUGCUGGAGAAUUAAUUCAUGUGGUCUCUGGUCACAGCACCCCAGAGGAACGGAACCCAGAAGGAGAGGUGCACUAUGAGACUUCACUGACCAUGCCAGGACAGGGCUUGCGGUACCUGGAGCACAUCUGUCAGAUGCUGGAGAAGAUUGCUCACCUGCAGCGGGCCAACCUUCGACUCCAGCAUCAGCAUCAUGUCAUGGAGUGCCAGAUUCGGGUCCAGGAAUCUGAGAAUGUAAGACAGCAGGAAGGCUUUUCUGAAGAAGCACCAGAAGACCCUAGGCUGACAAGAGUUGAACCUCAAGCUGACGAUCCAGCAGCCACAGAAAUGGAGGAGGAAGAGGAGGAUCCCAAAUUGACAGACUCCUGGCACCCCCACCAUUUCCGGGCACGCUCUGCCUCGGACACGCGUGUACUACGGAGCCCAGCCCGUAAUCUGGGGAACAAGGCUGAUUGCGCCAGGACAUCUGCAGCCCACUCUGCCAGUGUGCCCAGCCUGUUGGAUCAGCCAGAUGGGGGCUCACAUACCUUGCCACCAGGCAUGAAGCUCAAGAAUGACCACUCGCAUUGGGGCAGAGUCAGAGGACUCAUCAGCAGGAUUACAAGGAAGUCUCUGCGGGCCAAUGAAGCAUCCCCAUCUGGCCAGCCUGCCUCCAGCAGCAGUCAGUGUAGAACGGACACCAUAGCAGAUAAAGAAGAAUCCCACCUCAGGCGGCGUUUUCUGCCCACUCUUGGGGCAAAGAAACAAAGAUUAAAACACCUCUCCAUGCGGUGAACUAUAGGUUCUCUUGGGGUCAUAACAGGUCUGUGAACCCCAAGUCAGCACCACUGAGCGCAAAGACUGUCCUUCCUUUCCUCAUGUGCCCAUCGGUAGCCAACAUUCUCCACCAGCUUCAGUGACGGUGGUGGGAUUUGAUUCCCUUCCACUGGAAGAGAGAAGAGGACUUUCAGAUAAAGACUUGUGAGAUGCACAACACUCACCUUCUGUGGUUAAGAAAGAAUUGACUUGGGAUCCACAGUCCUUUUACCCUAGCACAAGGAGGAAAAAUGUCUUAACUGGAUUCUCUUCUGUGGAACCUCUUCAACCCAGUGUAGACAUAACAUUUCACUCUCUACUAGCCAUGGUUGGCAGUUUGGGAGCCACCCUUGUCCGCACGUACUUCCUCCUCUGCACUCUGGAGCAAUGUCCCCCCUUUCCUGUUUUAACAUGUUUGUCACAUUUAUAUAUGCACCAGUGCUAUAAUGUAAACCAUGUUUCAACAUGGGUUUUGUAAACUAUGCUUAUGAGGCAACCUGGUUUGAAUUUACCAUAGUUUAUAUCAAUACACAUGCUUUCUGGUGCUGGGUCCCAAUUUGCAAACUAUAGUUUGCAGGGAGCCAGUUUUACAUUGGCACAGAGCCUUAUUGUUUAGUCUGCACUUUUUUAUGCACUGUGUUUGGGAUGGAUCUCCGUAAGGCUGGCCCUCUGGAGAAAACUGGUUUUAGGCCUGUCCCAAACAUGUCACUGAAGGAAAUCCAUGUAUUCUGUGGUAUAAACAUAGAACCUUUCCCAUCAUUACCCAGCUCUCCUAAGAUUUGAGGCUGCCUUUUCAUUGGUUAGGAGUGUGGGCAUAAAAUGCUCAUGUGAGCCGUUACUAGGCGAGGCUGAGAGGGGAGAUGAGAGAUCUCCAAAUUUUCUGUUGCCUCAUCUCCACCAGGAAAUCCCUGCAUUGCAGAAUGUGAAAUAACUUAUUGAUCUGCCUUUAAUUAUUAUUACUUUUUCCUUAUUAAACAAAUGACUGACAGUUCCCUGAUAUUUUUUGGGGUGUGCGCACAUGCGCUUCACAUAUGGAGUGAACCCUGUUUAUAUUUAUAUGGCCUAAUGGUCACACGUGUAUGUGUAUAUAGAUGGACAUUGAUAAUAAUCACAAGGUUAUCUCAAAGAAAGUGGAAAAUAAAAACUGUUUUGCAGGCUUUUUUUUUACAUUCUGC